AUGUCAGACAGGUCCAGGGACACAGCCCUCCUCGAUCAGAGCGGUGCACUAUCUCAAACACAGGAAUCUGGUCACAAGGGCCGUAGCAGUGAAUCCGAGUCUGGAUACGCGAGCGACGACGAAGGAGAACACAGCAACACUAAUUUCGCUGAACUGAUGCCAUUGUCCAAGAAACUGGGUCAUGUCGAGAUCUUCGGUAGCUUGAAGAACGAGGUUGAUGGAAUCCACGCUUGGCUGAAAGGACUUGUGAACGACUCUACCGACAAUGUUGUCUCUGUUCAAAAGUCGACUCUCUGCCAUCAUAAAAGAGCCGUCGAAACAAUGAGACGUCGUCUGCGAGAUGCCGCUCCCAUGGCCUUCAAGACAAGCCAGUACAUGGACGCCUCGGUCAAGAAAACCAUUAUCACAAAGGUCGACAAAGUCAUCGCAAAAAUGUUGAAAUCGGAAGGAGUCGGAAGUAUCGCCAUGAAGAAGCUGCUCGCCCAGACAGACUUCGAGUCCCAACUUCUACAAGACAUCGAGACAGAGGUCCUCGAGGGUGACGAAUUCCCCCAUGGAGAACAUCGUCUUCUCAUCCCAGAGAUCAACGAGGCUGUUGACUACCAUCUUGGAGGUGCAUUGCUCAAGCAAGCACAGAAACAGACAGAAGCAGAUUUGCUGGAGAAGUUCCACGCGGACAAAAAGGAUUUGCUGGAAAAGUUCAACGCCAAGAGAAGAAAAGCUGUCCAGGGAGUCGAGGACGAAUUGAGAAGCGCUGGAUUGAUGCUGAAGUGGUCGUAG
Molecule: messenger RNA, 780 nt
Organism: Aureobasidium namibiae CBS 147.97
Lineage: Eukaryota; Fungi; Ascomycota; Dothideomycetes; Dothideales; Saccotheciaceae
Exons: 2
Coding region: 1-780 (259 amino acids)
Source: RefSeq, a predicted model, not a curated record